AUAAUAAUAAAUGAGCAUGGAAGAAGAUCAGCAGAGGAUCAGCGAAUUAGGAGGAGAUAGUGACUACGAGACUUCCUCCACAGUUCAAUAUGGAACUAUCCAACCCCCACAGAUUGACAGAGAGACCACGGAAUAUAAGAUAGUCAACAGUGUGGAUGAAGCCCUGGACGAAGUCCAGGGAUCAAACCUGUUCUUCUACCUAUGGCCUAUUCUGAUAAACAUAGGCCAUGUGUUGAAUAUUGGGACUAUGAUACCCUUCUUGCUAAGAGUCCCUGAUAUACAGUGUAAGACGAGGGUUAAUCCUGACUGGCACUCCUGUGAGAGAGAUUUUGUGUGUGAUAAUAGAGAUACAAUUCAGUACCAAUUUCAAGAUAAUAACUUCCAAAAAUCAAAUGAUCUCAAUAACUGGAUCACCCAUCUUGAUUUGUUGUGUGUCUCAGAGUUCACAAAAAGCCUCUUUGGCGCCUUGUUCUUCGUUGGAGCAGUGAUCGCCACUGUUACUGUGCUGAGAUUAGGCGACAUCUAUGGUAGAAAACCAGUCCUUAUAAUCUGCAAUAUAGGAUGUGGGGUAAUCUUUAUCACCCUCUACUUCGUAGAUAACUUAGUGCUGGCUUACUUAUUGGUGAUUCCUAUAGGUAUGUUCGGGCUCGCAAAGGGGGCCCUGACAUACCUUCAAAUGCUUGAAUUAGUACCCUCACGUUUAAACAGUGUCUUACAUACUUUUGGAGGCCUAGUUGCAUCAUUGUUCACUUUCUCUGCUACAGCUUUCUUCUAUUUUGUACCAAAUGCAAGAUUGUUCUUAAUAAUCUUGGGAAUAAUGUGCUUAAUCCACUUGAUUCCAGUUAUCAAGGCACCAGAAUCUCCGAAGUUCUUGUACACUCAAAAAAGAUGGAAUGAACUGAGAGAAGCCAUAAACUCCAUUGCUUAUACCAACGGAGUCAAAAUGAAAGAGAUCAAGUUCACAAGUGAACUUUGCUACGAUGAGCAAGAAGAAACUGAGGUUAUCAGCAUGAGAGAGGCCAUCAAAGAUAAGGUUUACUUCAAGAAUCUUCUUAUAAUGACUCUAAACUGGAGUGUCUGCUCUGUCUGUUUUUAUGUUAUCAGUUAUUACUCCAAUGAUUUCCCAGGAAGCAUGUUCGUCAAUGUGCUCUGAAUGCAAAUUGCAGAUUUCUUCUCUGGACUUUGUAGUUAUAUUUAUGUCAAGAAUAUCAGUUUGAAUCACGGUUUCAGCUCAACCUUCAUUAUCGUAUUUGCAGUGACAAUAAUUUACAGUUGAUUCUCUUACCUCCAAGGAAUUGAAUAUUUAUGAGUGUUCGCCAUGAGAUUUGGAAUAGGACUUACCUUCUCCUUAUGUUAUUUCGGGAGCUCAAAUAUCUUCGAUGUGCAGAUAAAAUCAAGGAGUUUCUCUGUCCACAACUUCUUUGCCAGAUUUUUCACCAUAGGUUCCCCAGUGAUCGCUCAGAUUAUCCCCAAACCAGUCAUUGUGAUCUCUGUGCUAACUCUAGUCUCUGCGCUAGCUUCUCAAUUUAUUGAGAAGCAGCAUGAAAUAACUAAAAAAGAUUUCCAUAAGGAUAAUUUUAAAGAAGAUAAGGAAAUAAGAUAAUUUCAAA
Messenger RNA from Moneuplotes crassus, 1610 nucleotides. Lineage: Eukaryota; Ciliophora; Spirotrichea; Euplotida; Euplotidae. The record is from the annotation of a GenBank genome assembly.